AUGGGCAUCCACCCUUCCCUCGCCUCAAUCUUUUCCGCGCACGGCCUAGAGCCAUCGGGUUCGGGACCCGUCUUCCGCACUGCAAAUGGAGAGUACUACGGCAAGGUGGCGCGCAGCCGCCGCGCCGCGGACCAAAUGCGGGGCGAAGCUGCCUCCCUAGCAGCGAUGCUACGGACCGCGCCGCCGGGCUUGGUUCCCAGGGUGUUGGGAUACGUUGACGCUGAUGUCGGGGCGCUGGUGACGGAGUACGCGGACGGAAGGGGAGGCAGAGGGGGACGGCAGGCGGCUUUGGGUCGAGCGUUGGCUGAGAUGCACUGUCCACCUCCUUCAGAGGCAGGAGCCGGAGGAGGAGAGGCGGUGGCCCAAAACGCCCUCGACAAGAUCACGGCCUAUACUGGCAAGUUCGGAUUCCCUGUGCCGACACACUGCGGAGUAACAGAGCAGGACAAUACCUGGACUGAGAGCUGGGAAGAGUUCUUCCGCGAUCGGCGGCUUGGUGAUCUCGUACGCCGUAUUGGCGAAGCGCGAGUGAACAAGGCGUGGGGCAGAUGUAAGGAGCGCGCCGUCCCACUCCUCCUUGGCAACAUUACACCGCCACCCGUGCCAGUGCCGCUACAUGGCGACCUCUGGCCGGGCAAUGUGGCGGGAGCGACAAUCUACGAUCCGGCCGGGUAUUAUGGGCACGGCGAGGCGGAUCUGGGCAUGACCCGGAUGUUUGGGGGUUUCUCCCAAGCAUUCUACGACGCGUACCACUCUAUCCAUCCCCAGAGUCAACCACACUACGACCAGCGGAUCAGGCUGUACGAGCUUUAUCACCAUCUCAACCACGCGCUCAUGUUCGGGGGCGGAUAUACCGGCGGUGCAGUGCGGAUUAUGGACGAGCUCGCAGACUGGGCCGAGGGCGUGAGGUCCUAA
Molecule: messenger RNA, 915 nt
Organism: Cutaneotrichosporon cavernicola
Lineage: Eukaryota; Fungi; Basidiomycota; Tremellomycetes; Trichosporonales; Trichosporonaceae
Exons: 4
Coding region: 1-915 (304 amino acids)
Source: RefSeq, a predicted model, not a curated record